AUGCCUGCCCCAACAGCGCUUGUCAGGCGCCCGGAAGAGCUUGCUGAAGCCGUCAGUGUGCCACUACCAGAUCAGAAUAUUGACGAUGAAUUACUACUGGAUGCGCCAACAUCGGAGACAAAUACCCUCCAGCCUAUUGCUGGCGACGCAGAUACGGAGAUGCACAUUGAUGAAGAGGGGCGACCAAGAUUUGCGCCAGCGAAAGCAUCUGAUGGACCUCUGAGGAUAGAAAGCCGUAAAGUCCCAAUACCGCCACAUAGGAUGUCACCUCUUAAAGCCUCAUGGCCGAAGAUUUACCCACCACUUGUCGAGCACUUGAAACUCCAGGUCCGAAUGAAUGUGAAGAAUAGAGCUGUAGAGCUACGAUCGUCGAAAUUCACGACAGACAGUGGGGCGUUACAAAAGGGAGAGGAUUUCGUAAAAGCAUUCAGCUUAGGAUUCGACGUCGACGAUGCGAUUGCACUUUUACGACUCGACGACUUAUAUAUCGAGACAUUUGAAAUCAAGGACGUAAAGACAUUACAAGGAGAGCAUCUGGGUAGAGCUAUCGGCCGCAUAGCAGGAAAAGAUGGAAAGACGAAGUUCGCGAUCGAAAAUGCUAGCAGGACAAGAGUAGUGCUUGCCGAUUCCAAGAUCCAUAUCCUUGGAGGAUUCAAGAAUAUUCACAUCGCGCGCGAGGCAAUUGUCAGUUUGAUUCUCGGAAGUCCUCCAGGGAAGGUGUAUGGAAACCUACGAACUGUGGCAUCGAGAAUGAAGGAAAGAUUUUAA
Molecule: messenger RNA, 768 nt
Organism: Glarea lozoyensis ATCC 20868
Lineage: Eukaryota; Fungi; Ascomycota; Leotiomycetes; Helotiales; Helotiaceae
Product: Eukaryotic type KH-domain (KH-domain type I)
Exons: 3
Coding region: 1-768 (255 amino acids)
Cellular component (GO): nucleolus
Molecular function (GO): RNA binding
Source: RefSeq, a predicted model, not a curated record